This is a messenger RNA of Eptesicus fuscus (big brown bat), 2331 nucleotides long. It is a transcript of the gene GPRIN3, whose product is annotated as GPRIN family member 3. The record is from RefSeq and is a predicted model, not a curated record. The transcript has a single exon. Bases 1 to 2331 code for a protein of 776 amino acids. Gene Ontology annotation, biological process: neuron projection development. Gene Ontology annotation, cellular component: plasma membrane. Lineage: Eukaryota; Metazoa; Chordata; Mammalia; Chiroptera; Vespertilionidae.
AUGGGGACUGUACCUGACCCUCUAAUAAUAGCUAAAACCUCCCUGAUCACAGCUUCUGGAAAAGAAGACGACCUAGGAGAGGUACCGGCUGCCUCCCCUCCGCCUCAACCAGCCCUCCCGUGUAGGAACACCGAUGGCCUUUCCAGCAAGCCUCCGGAACCAGCCCUCAGCCCCAGGGCAGCUCCCGAGGCCCUGAUGCAGGCCUGUGAGCAUGAGGCCACGCGGCCAGACAUGUCUUCUCCUGGCAUCUUCAAUGAGGUGGAGAAAGCAUCUCCCACACUCAACUCCCCUGGCAAUACCCAGCGGCCAGGAGACAGCAAGCCCACAGCACCAACCCCGUGUUCUGCAGCAGCGAAGGAUCUCAUACACACAGCAUGUACCAUGCCAGCCAGUCAGCACACCCACCCGGCCAUCCCAGGGGACCAGCCCAACGCCAGCGCCUCCUCCGGAUCUGAAGAUACCCUGGGGGAAUCACAGAGAACCUCAGCUGGAGAGCCAUCUGAGACGCCGGGUUGUCCUGUGGGAGGCACUUGUAGCAGCAGCCACGAUCAAGUGCCCUGUGAUUUUCCUUCUCAAGACGCAAUCCCGGGAACGGUGCAGACUGCAAACACAGCGCCCAGGAUGCUCAGCCACGCCUCCCCUCCUGCAGGGCAAAGGCAGGGAGCCAUUUCCGACUCCAAGACGAGGGCCUGUGGCUCUCCAGCACGAGACGACGGGCGUUCAGGGAACACACAGCCCUCUGCCACCACCUCAGACACCCAGGCCGUGAGUUCUGUGACACCUCCACCAUCCCACCUCCCUGGCAAAGGUCCGGCGUGUCCUCCAGAGCCAGAGAAGACGCUGCUAGCUGCACAGCAUCAGGCAUCAAGGUUCAAAGAAGCAAGUACGAUGACCAACCAGGCUGAACAUGAGCUCAAGGACGUUCCCAACAGGGCUCAGCAAGAUGCGGAGGUGCAGGCCGUGGCGAGUGUGGAGAGCAGAUCCGUCUCCACCAGCCCCAGCAUCCUCACUGCGUUCUUAAAGGGAACCCCUGCUCCUGAGCGUUUGGAACAAGAGCAGCUGCGUGUCGUUUGCCACGGCAGCGGGAGCCACGCGCUGGAGCUGUCCGUCAACAAGCUAUCCCCCCAGGAGUCAGGGCAGCGCCCUGGCAUCAUGCCAGAGGUACACAUCCAGGCAGCUGCCGCCGUCUCCACAGCGGUCCAAGGAGGUCGUAGACUAGUGAGCCUGCCAGGGGAGGUCCUCAAGACCUCAUCCAUCAGUGAGGCAUCCAGCAAUGUCCAGGACACAUGUACUGAGGAUGGGAGGUCAGCAGGGAUGACCCCAGGGAGGGCGGAGCCCACCUCCAAACAGCUUUCUGCUAAUUCCAGCUCCCUGAAAGCUAGCCUCACGGACCGGAUUUCCACCAGUGCAGGACGCCAAGAUGAAACCAGUCACGCAUUGGGGACACUGGAAACCAGGCCAUCUGAGCUUGCAGUGAAAACCACAAGUGGCCACAACACAGACCCUGGUUGCAAACUCUCCGACUCCUGUGGGCCUGCCAGCAAAACUGACCAGUUCGGGGGCUCGGACCCCACGGAUAAAGGAGAUGCAAGAGAGAGGAAGCCUGCAUCUCUUCCGAUAGGAAAAGAACAAGAAUCUAAAGGCACGGAUCUCCUGGAGGGGAGAGCAAGGGCAGAGGCCAACACCCUCCUGCUCACUCCUAAAUCCCAAGGAAGUGGAGGCUCAGGGUCAGCUGCCAGUCCCACACCCUCCCCAGUUAGAAACAACCAGGAGGGCGCCGCCGGGGAAGAAAGCAGGCCGGCCAAACCAGCCACCAGCCUGAGCCUGCCAUCUGAAUCCAUGGGUGACUCCAGUCCCAGCUCGGGCAAGAAGACCCCUUCUCGCUCGGUCAAGGCCAGCCCGCGCCGGGCCAGCCGGGUCAGCGAGUUCCUCAAGGAGCUCAACGUGACGGCCGCGGCCGCGCAGGUGGGACUCACCCCGGGAGAGAAGAAAAAGCAGCUGGGCGCCGACUCCAAGCUGCAGCUGAAACAGUCCAAGCGGGUCAGGGACGUGGUGUGGGACGAGCAGGGCAUGACCUGGGAGGUGUACGGCGCUUCCCUGGACCCGGAGUCGCUGGGCGUCGCCAUCCAGAACCAUUUACAGAGACAAAUCCGGGAGCACGAGAAAUCCAUCAAAGCGCAAGGCAGCCAGGCCCGGAGGUCCAUCUCCUCGGAUUCUUCUUCGAAUAAGAAGCUCAAGGGCAGGCAGCACGGCGUUUUCCAGUCCAUGCUGCAGAACUUCCGACGCCCCAACUGCUGUGUGCGCCCUGCCCCGUCCUCUGUGUUAGAUUGA